This is a messenger RNA of Naegleria gruberi, 1593 nucleotides long. RefSeq lists its product as uncharacterized. The coding region runs from base 123 to 1544 and encodes 473 amino acids. The transcript has a single exon. NCBI's taxonomy places the organism in Eukaryota, Heterolobosea, Eutetramitea, Acrasida, Naegleriidae. Gene Ontology annotation, biological process: lipid metabolic process. Gene Ontology annotation, molecular function: oxidoreductase activity. The record is from RefSeq and is a predicted model, not a curated record.
CAACACUCAAUCUCACUGCCAAGCUCAAUUUUUUUCGGUUAUUUUACAAAAUACAACAAGCACUCAAACACUCAAACCACCACUCUGGAGGAAGUAAGGAAUAAGAAGAGGAUCUUGUAAAUAUGUUGAUAUCAACAACCCAGAAGAAUGAGAAUGGUGCAUUGACUCAUGAAAUUCAUCAAAAUAAUCAUGAUGAAUUAUCACAAGUUGGUGGUGGUGAUAUUGUAAAUAACAACUCAAAUGUUACAAGUCAAAAUCCACCCUUGUGGAAUAACCCAAUUCUCUACUUGAUUAACAUUCAUAUUCUUGUUUGUUUACAUGCAUUCUCGUGGUGGGCUUUAUCUCAAAGUGUUGAUCAUCCUCUUCGUAAACAUAUCAUUACUCAGCCGUUGUCUUUCAUUCAUAAAACAAUUACAACAAUUCCAGAGACUAUAAUGAUUCCUACUAUUAAUAAUCACAACAUUUCUGUUAUAAUUUCAGAGUAUUUUCCUUCUGAUGAAACUGUAAUUUGUACUUCAUUUCUGGCUGGUCCAUUAUUUGGUUUUGUAAUCAUUCCAAUGAUUGACUAUUUUUACAAUGGAAAGGAGUACGUCUAUAUGAAUCAAGAACAUGAUAAGAAGGAAAUUGACUCACAAACAAGAGACUAUAGUACCCUGUAUAGAAUGGUUCCAAUCAUUUAUACGAUUUCAUUAACUUGUUUGUUUUUCUAUUCUUUGAGUAGAGUUCACUUGUUGACUGCUGAACAAUUUCUCAUGCAUUCAAUUUCAUUGGGUGUUGCUUUGGGUCAAUCAGGAGCAGUUUCUCAUGAUUUACUUCAUAAGAGAACCUUCAUUGAGAAUUUAUGUGCUAGGAUUAUUUUAAUUUUCCAUGGUUAUUUACAUUUCCCUCUGGAACAUGUUUAUUCUCAUCAUAAGAAAGCAGCAACUCCUCAAGAUGCUGCCACUGCAAGAUUUGGAGAAAAUCUUUACAAUUUUGCUGUGAGAUCUUGUAUUGGUGGAUAUAUGAAUGCUUGGCACAUUGAUACUGAGCAUAGAGAAAGAAGGAGAAGAAGAUUUAACACAACACUUCCAAGUUUACUCUUCUCAGAAAUGUUCUGGAGUACUGUUUCAUUGGUAUUGUUUGCCUCGUUUGUAUUUUACAAGUUUGGUACUUUGGGUUUGAGUUCCUACUUGCUUACUGCAUUGAUUGCCAUUAUUCUUAUUGAAUGUGUGAAUUAUAUUGAACAUUAUGGAUUGAAGAGAAAAUUGAGGGAUGAUGGUGAGUAUGAACCAGUGAAUGAAACUCAUAGCUUUGAUGCCUUGUUUAGAAUGAGUAGUUAUGCCUAUUUCAAUAUUGUUUUCCAUGCAGAUCAUCAUUUCUAUGCAACCAGAGAAUAUUACAAAUUGAGAGUUUAUGAGAAAUCUCCAAAACUACCAUUCGGCUAUUCAACCAUGAUUUUAAUCUCUUUCAUUCCACCAUUGUAUUUCAGUCUUAUGAAUCCAAUUGUUUUUGAAUUUUAUAGAGAUAGGGGUGUAGAUUAUGAAAAGUUAUUGAAUCAAGAAUAAUUGUGUAAAGUAUGUAAAUAUUAAAUAACAAUGUAAAUAGAUUGAAAUU